AUCGUAAACAUUAAGUUGCAGAACCGAACACGUCAGCUACGCGGAUGCGGAUUGAUUAACAGCGAUUUGUUUUGAUCAUUCCAAAUCAGUAAAUCUACCGCUCGAACUACAUACAUUACAGCUAGGUAUUUUCAGGUAUUCAUUUGCUGACUCAAUUACCGCUGCAUCAAAAUGGUACUCAUUGCUGCAGCAGUCUGCACAAAGAAUGGCAAAGUCAUAUUGUCACGUCAGUUCGUAGAGAUGACGAAGGCGCGCAUCGAGGGACUGCUAGCAGCAUUCCCCAAGCUGAUGACCGCCGGCAAGCAGCACACGUAUGUGGAGACAGACUCGGUGCGCUAUGUCUAUCAGCCGAUGGAGAAGCUCUAUAUGCUGCUCAUUACCACAAAGGCCAGCAAUAUACUGGAGGACUUGGAAACGCUGCGUCUGUUCUCCAAAGUGAUUCCAGAGUACAGUCACUCGCUGGACGAGAAGGAGAUUGUGGAGAAUGCAUUCAAUUUGAUAUUUGCCUUCGACGAGAUUGUCGCCCUUGGCUAUAGGGAGAGCGUGAAUCUGGCGCAAAUCAAGACAUUCGUUGAGAUGGAUUCGCACGAGGAGAAGGUCUACCAGGCCGUGCGUCAGACACAGGAGCGCGAGGCACGCCAGAAGAUGCGUGAGAAGGCCAAGGAGCUGCAGCGUCAACGCAUGGAGGCCACCAAGCGCGGUGGCCCCUCCAUGGGCGGCAUGGGCGGACGCAGCGGUGGCUUCAGCGCCGACAGCUUCGGCAGCAGCGGCAUCAGCACUGGCGGCGGUGGCAGCGGAAGCGGUGCACCAUCCAUUGAGAUGGAGAACAAGCAUAUGUCCUCCUCUAGCAAGCCGGCAAUAAAGCCCGUUUCGCGCAAUGCGCUCAAAUUAGGCGGCAAGUCCAAGGACGUGGACAGCUUUGUUGAUCAGCUGAAGAGCGAGGGCGAGAAGAUUGCCAACCUGGCGCCAGCUGUGCCUGCGGGCAGUGCUGGUGCAGCGGCCAGCGCCAGUGCAGCGGCAAAGGCUAAAAUCUCAGCGGACAUUCAUACAGAAAGUGUCCAUCUCAAAAUGGAGGAUAAGCUGGUGGUGCGUCUUGGUCGUGAUGGCGGCGUACAACAGUUCGAGCUUAGCGGCUUGCUAACGCUGCGCAUUACCGACGAGAAUCUGGGACGGAUCAAGGUGAAGCUGGCCAACAAUGAUACACAGGGCAUACAGUUGCAGACGCAUCCGAAUGUUGACAAGGAGCUAUUCAAGACACGCGCCAUGAUCGGACUCAAGAAUCCAGCCAAGCCGUUCCCCCUCAACACCGAUGUGGGCGUACUCAAGUGGCGCUUCAUUACACAGGACGAAUCGGCCAUUCCUUUGACCAUUAACUGUUGGCCUUCGGACAACGGAGAAGGCGGCUGCGAUGUGAACAUUGAAUAUGAAUUGGAGACACAGCAUCUGGAGUUGCAGGAUGUCGUCAUCAUUAUACCAUUGCCCUUGAACGUCCAGCCUUCUGUGGCCGAAUACGAUGGUACCUACAACUAUGAUGCUCGCAAGCAUGUGCUGCAGUGGCACAUUCCCAUCAUCGAUGCUGAGAAUAAGUCGGGAUCGAUGGAAUUCAGCUGCAGUGCCUCCAUACCGAGCGACUUCUUCCCCUUGCAAGUGUCGUUUGUCUCAAAGACGCCGUAUGCGGCAAUAAGCGCGCUGGAUGUCGUACAGGUUGACACUGAUUCCUCUGUCAAGUAUUCAAGUGAAACGAUUCUAUUCGUGGAGAAGUACGAGAUCGUUUAAACUAUAUACACAUCCACACACACACACACAUAUAUAUAUAACACUGAAGAAAGAAACACACACACACACGACAUGAAAAGAGAAAUACACUAUCAGCAGUAGUAGUAUAUAUACAUACCUAGUAUCAAUACAUACCCUUAUAUUUUUGAGCGAUUUUUCGCAUUAUGUACGAUUAUAAAUGUUAAAGAUAUAUUUUGGCCUAAAACACGCAUCCAGCCGCAACAUGGCUAGCAGUAAUUCCAAAUGGGCGUGCUCCACAACCAUCAUCAUAGAGUAUAAUACAUAAGGUAAAAUACA
Drosophila navojoa is the source of this 2073-nucleotide messenger RNA. It is a transcript of the gene deltaCOP, whose product is annotated as coatomer subunit delta. The record is from RefSeq and is a predicted model, not a curated record. Gene Ontology annotation, cellular component: COPI vesicle coat. Lineage: Eukaryota; Metazoa; Arthropoda; Insecta; Diptera; Drosophilidae. Gene Ontology annotation, biological process: endoplasmic reticulum to Golgi vesicle-mediated transport; retrograde vesicle-mediated transport, Golgi to endoplasmic reticulum; Golgi localization.